Molecule: messenger RNA, 982 nt
Organism: Hippopotamus amphibius kiboko
Lineage: Eukaryota; Metazoa; Chordata; Mammalia; Artiodactyla; Hippopotamidae
Gene: PSMB10
Product: proteasome 20S subunit beta 10
Exons: 8
Coding region: 106-927 (273 amino acids)
Cellular component (GO): proteasome core complex
Molecular function (GO): threonine-type endopeptidase activity
Source: RefSeq, a predicted model, not a curated record
AAAGCGAAAGCAGGAAGCUCAGUAGUGCAGCCCGAGAGAGGACCAGGCCUAGGCCUUCCUCCCUCCGUGCUGAUCCCACUUCUCUGAUCCCCUGCUCACCUGAAGAUGCAGAAGACAGCACUAGAGCCCCAAAGGGGCUUCUCCUUCGAAAACUGCGAGAGAAACGCAGCCUUGGAACGCGCCCUCCCGGGGCUCCGGGUCCCUCAUGCACGCAAGACCGGGACCACCAUCGCGGGCCUUGUGUUCCGAGACGGCGUCAUCCUGGGCGCGGAUACUCGGGCCACUAACGAUUCGGUCGUGGCGGACAAGAGCUGCGAGAAGAUCCACUUCAUCGCUCCCAAAAUCUACUGCUGUGGGGCUGGAGUAGCUGCGGACGCCGAGAUGACCACGCGGAUGGCGGCGUCCAACAUGGAGCUACACGCGCUGUCCACAGGCCGCGAGCCCCGCGUGGCCACGGUCACUCGCAUGUUGCGCCAGACGCUCUUCCGGUACCAGGGCUACGUGGGCGCCUCGCUGAUCGUGGGCGGCGUAGACUUCACGGGACCGCAGCUCUACGGCGUGCACCCCCACGGCUCCUACAGCCGUCUGCCCUUCACGGCCCUGGGCUCCGGCCAGGAUGCAGCCCUGGCAGUGCUGGAGGACCGCUUCCAGCCGAAUAUGACGCUGGAGGCAGCACAGGAGCUGCUGGUGGAAGCCAUCACUGCAGGGAUCCUGGGUGACCUGGGCUCUGGGGGCAACGUGGAUGCAUGUGUGAUCACCGGGACUGGCGCCAAGCUGCUGCGAGCGCUGAGCUCUCCCACAAAGCCUAUACAGAGGUCCAGCCAGUAUCACUAUGCCCCUGGGACCACAGCUGUCCUGUCCCAGACAGUGAUGCCAUUGACCCUGGAGCUGCUGGAGGAAAGUGUGCAGGCCAUGGAUGUGGAGUGAAGUAGGCGGAGGCUUAGAGCUUGGAACAAGGAGGAAUAAACCCAGAAAACACAAA